Messenger RNA from Panicum virgatum (switchgrass), 4840 nucleotides. RefSeq names its product putative disease resistance RPP13-like protein 1. The record is from RefSeq and is a predicted model, not a curated record. The transcript has 10 exons. NCBI's taxonomy places the organism in Eukaryota, Viridiplantae, Streptophyta, Magnoliopsida, Poales, Poaceae. Bases 675 to 2468 code for a protein of 597 amino acids.
UGCAGAUGAAAGAUGGCCCUCCUCCGUUCUUUUCUUUUCCCCAACUGAAGGAAGCCAACCCGAACAGAGGAGCAGAUAGUCACACGGUGAGGCAGGCCACGCAGUUCAUGUGAUUGGAGUGCUCCCUCGGAUCAUCGUGGCUGCACGAGAAGAGGUUGUCAGUGGGAAUAUUUUGGUGGUGAUCAGGGCAAAUUCUUUCUGAUCUAUUGGCGCUGACUGCUGCCUGAAGCCUGUAUCGCUCUCCAUUGACAUAAUAUUUACGAGGGAUAUCUGUGCAAAAUCUGUCUCAUUUACAGCCUCAGGUUGCUGCUUUAUGUAAUGCGCUGUCUUCUUCUCCAGCAAACCAAGAAGAAGGCAGGUCAUCUGCAGAGUAGAGAAGAGGAGGGUGCGUUUUGCUACUCUGGUUUCAUAUUAGCUCUGCGUGAUUUGUGGUUCUCCAUUGGUGAUUGGAUGAUAACUUCUGGUAUAGACAUUAUAAAAUUUUCAAAUCAGUUACGUUUCAUCUGCCAAGCUUGGGCGCAGUCUGCUGGCAUGGAUGUUUGAAGUCUUCAUGGGUUAUCAUCUGAGAAAACUCUUUCUACACAUAAAUAAUUAAUACUGAAUCAUGUUAUAAGUCAUUCUCUUGUUACCAGCCUGCAACUCCUCUGGUGAAUCUCUCUCAGCACCUUUGUAUAAUGGCAACCAUACUAGAAUCUUUAGUUGGAUCGUGCGCUAUGAAGUUGCAAGAUGUCAUCUCAGAGGAGGCCAUACUAAUAUUAGGUGUAAAAGAAGAGCUUACGGAACUGCAGUGUUUUGUCUAUUGUGCCAUGUUCCCUGAAGAUGCAGUUAUUAAUCGUGAUGAUAUUACCAGGAUGUGGGUGGCUGAAGGCUUCAUAGAUGAGCAAGACGGCCAACUAUUGGAAGAUACAGCUGAAGAAUGCUAUUAUGAGUUGAUAUAUCGGAAUCUCCUCCAACCAAAUUAUCUAUUGGCUGAUCUUAGUGAAUGUAGAGUGCAUGACCUAUUGAGGCAGCUUCCUUGUCAUUUAUCUAGAGAAGAAUGUUUUGUGGGUGACCCAGAAUCAAUAAGAGUUAAUGUCAUGAGUAAAACUAGACGUAUUUCAGUUGUCACUUUGAAGGAUAGGGUGGUGUUACCUAGAAUGGAUAAAGAGCAAUAUAAAGUGCGAACUUGGAGAACUUCUUGUGAAAAGUCAUUGAGAGUUGAUAAUACAAUAUUUCAAAGACUUCAUUACAUUCGAGUUUUGGAUCUAAGAGGUUCAGUUAUACAAAGUAUUCCAAACUGUGUUGGAAGACUGAUCCAUCUACGGUUACUUGAUCUUAAUGGAACUGACAUAUCUUGUCUUCCAGAGUCUAUAUGUUGCCUCAUCAACCUUCAGAUACUUAAUUUGCAGUGGUGUGAUUCUUUGCAUAGUCUCCCUUUAGGAAUAACUCAGGUUCCAAAAGGGAUAGCUAAAACACCAAUAAAUCAGGUUCCAAAAGGGAUAGCUAAAUUGAAGUUUCUCAAUGAUCUAGAACAAUAUCCAGUUGGUGGUAGCAGUAAUAAUAGUGCUAGAAUACAAGAUGGAUGGACCCUAGAAGAGCUGGGUCCACUUUUUCAGAUGAGGAAGCUUGAAAUGAUUAAGUUGGAGAGACCAUCUCCUUGUAGUGGAGAUUCAUUGUUACUAGACAAAAAGUUUCUCAAACAGCUAAGUUUCUGCUGUACGGAACGUACAGAUGAACCAUACAGUGAGGAGGAUGUAAUCAAUAUUGAGAUGACUUUGGAGAAGCUAAUCCCUGCGCAGAGCAUUGAAGAUAUAUAUAUUCUAAAUUUCUUUGGUCGGCGGUUUCCCACCUGGCUUGAUAGUGCUACACAUUUUCCAUCAUUGAAGUACUUGCAACUCAUACAGUGUAAAUCAUGUGUGCAUCUUCCUCCAAUUGGGCAGCUCCCCAACCUAAAAUAUCUGAGAAUCAAGGGAGCCACUUCAGUCACCAAGAUUGGACCCGAAUUUGUUGGUUAUGGGGUGGAUAAUCCCAUAUCUGCAGAGGCAGUAGCUUUCCCCAAGCUUGAAAUAUUGGUCAUCGAAGAUAUGCCCAACUGGGAGGAGUGGACCUUUGUUGUUGAAGAAGAAGAAGCGACAGCAGCAGGUAAGGAAGGAGGAGAAGAUGGAGCGGCUGCAAAGCAAAAGGGUGAAGCCCCACCUCCAAGGAUGCAGCUGCUGCCUCAUUUGAAGGUCUUGUCACUUGAGCGCUGCCCCAGGCUGAGAGCUCUCCCACCGCAGCUUGGACAGGAGAUCACCAGCUUGAAGCAGCUCCAAUUAAGAGAUGUGGAUAGCAUUAAGGUGGUGGAUAACCUCCCGUUCCUCUCUGAGCUGCUUUUAAUUGCGAACUGUGAAGGCCUAGAAAGGGUCUCAAAUAUUCCCCAAGUGAGAGAAUUGCGUGCACAGCUGUGUCCGAACUUGAGCUGUGUGGAGAGGUUGGACAGCUUUUUCUGAAUGGAGGAUAUGCAAGAUAUCUCCUUACGGUGCACUACCAGAAAACGGAAGGCUCCGGACGUUUUUUUCAGUCCGACGGGAACGCAGCACCCAUGCACCAAAAAAUCCCCACUCGACUCCCAGCGACCCAGCCCCGUCAGGACCUAGCCGGAGACCGCCCGGGCGGCGGCGGCAGCCCGCGUCUAUGCCAAAGCCGGCCCAGCGCCCCCUCGCCCUCUCCUCUCUCCCCUUCAUCCCUCCUCCCCCGACCUGCAACCUCCGCCGCCGCCGCCGCCGCCGGCCGCCGGGGCCGGAUCCGGCCUGCUCCUCGCCGGAUCCGCCCCCCCCCCCCCGUGGCCGAUCUCCUGCUGUGCCGGGCGUGGGCGCGCCCCCGGCGCCGGCCCGGGUGGGCCGCCGGCCGCCGGUGCCGGAUCCGGGCCCCCCGUGGUCGUUCUGCCGCUGGGCCGGGCCGGCUCCGGUGGUGGUGCGGCCGCCGCCGUUAGCUGCUUGCCCUCGGGCGGCCUGGGUCCUUCGCUGCGCCGCUGCCGCGUUGGGGGUCGGGGGCUUUGGCCGCGCCACCGCCGCCGUCUCGUGGUGACCGAGGGGGCCGCUGCCGCGCCGCCGCUCGCUCGAGGCGGGCCUCCUGUUGCGCCGCCGCCCCGUGGUGGCUGGGGGGCCGCGGCCGCGCGCCGCCCUUCUUGGGGGACCUCGUCUCGCGCCGCCCUUGUGGGAUGGGAUGCCGGCAGCCGGCGUCCUGUCCCCCGUCCGGUUGGGUGCCCCCGCUGCUCGUCCUGGUUGUGGUGCUGGUGUGUUCCCCUGCGCCGCGUCAACUAGUGUACUAGUUCAUAGUGGCGGAGUGUUCAUGAAGGACACUACUAUGCCUUCAUUCGCCUGACGCUGUUUGAUCAAUGGAAUUGCUCAGUUUGGACAGCAAAUUGAUAGUUUUGGGACUCUUUUAGCAAGUGUAGUUUGCCAUCUCUUCGCUUGAUCAGCCUGACGGUGGAGCUGUUGAAUGCUAGCUGCAGCCUGCAGGUUGUGGAUAUAGCAUUGAUGGGUCCACUGGUUCGAGCUUCCUACUCCAGCAAUGAUUCCCUAGAGGCAAAUAACUAUGAUCUUUUGUUGAGAUCCAAUGGUAAGACAUUGAACUUUGUCUGUGCAUAUGAACUAGUAUGCAAUUCUCUGAGAUAGUUGCAUUUAUAAAAAGGAAUAUGAGUUUAUAUUUCUUAAGGUGGGUGAUCAAUUAAUUAUAUGAGUUUGUGAAGUUGAAUAAAUUUCGGUAUCAAGGUUCAUGAGAACUGACUCCUUGUUCUGUUCUGUAAUUGCAAGUUUUAUAGUUCAAAAAUAGAUUAGUGUUUACUGAAUUUAAGUUUGUAAUAUGCAUCCUCUACCUUAGGUUGAAAGUUCCUUUCAGUUCAGAACUAGUUAUAGGAAGCAGGAUGAAUUGUUAAUUUCAUAAUUACUGGUUCUUUUCAGUUUUUACAACUUGAACAUGGCUGCAAUCUGAUUGAGUUAAUUUGGUUCUUCAUCAGGUACAAAAAUACAGCAAGGCAGAGUUAAUCUGAUUCAGUUACCUUUUGUUUGAUUUAAGACUUACUUGAGCUGUUUAGAAGUUAACAAAACUAGCUUGGAGUCAUAGAUACAAGGAGUUGUAUAUAGAAUUUUAAGCACUAUGAUAUAUUAAUUUCUUUACAUAUCUGAAAAGAUGCAUACCUAGUGCAGUAGUCAUUUUUAGGAAAUAUCUGUAUGUACAAAUUGUAAAGGACUUGUAUAUGAAACUACCAUACAAAUUGGAUUCGAUGGAACUGAGAAAUUGUAAUAUUGGAUGCAGGUCUGCAUGUAUGUAUGUAUUAUUUUAUUUUUUUUGCUCUUUUAGCUGUUUUCCUGACGGUUUUGCCGUCAGGAAUUGAUCUUCUAGGCAUCCGCAUGAAAGUCGACAGGAACUACCGACAGGAAAGAAUUCCUGUCGGCCAACCGACAGGAGAAGUCACUUUUCCUGACCAAGGGCUCCUGUCGGCGAAGCCGUCAGGAAUCCUAUUCCUGACGGUAUUUCAGGCAUUCCUGAUGGGUUUUGGCUGUCAGGAGUUUCCCGUUUUCUGGUAGUGGUGGCUGUCUGGACUCCAAGAUCGGCACCAGCAGCUGCACGGAGAAGACCUGGAUGUCUGCUGGGCAUGGUGACCUUGGCUGUGUGCUUUCUAAUUCUGGUUACUGAGCAUGGAAGUGAACAAGUGCUUUGUGACAUUAUUACCUUGGCUUGGAGUCAAGGAGUGGAGAUUUAUCCAUGAACCGUCACGUCUACACUACAUGGACUCCUUUAUCGAGCUACUCGGGAAAAGGUACAGAGCCGUUGUAUUGUAUGCAGGACAGGAUUGUGGAUAGAAGAUGAACUGCAAUCA